GGUAAUGCCGUGUGUAAGACAGCCAUAGAGAUACUUAUGGAGAUGGGUCUAUAUGACCAGCUCAUCAAGGACAAGAAGGCUCAUGUUGUAAGUACUGGGUAAUGCCGUGUGUAAGACAGCUAUAGAGAUACUUAUGGAGAUGGGUCUAUAUGACCAGUUCAUCAAGGACAACAAGGCUCAUGUUGUAAGUACUGGGUAAUGCCGUGUGUAAGACAGCCAUAGAGAUACUUAUGGAGAUGGGUCUAUAUGACCAGCUCAUCAAGGACAACAAGGCUCAUGUUGUAAGUACUGGGUAAUGCCGUGUGUAAGACAGCCAUAGAGAUACUUAUGGAGAUGGGUCUAUAUGACCAGCUCAUCAAGGACAACAAGGCUCAUGUUGUAAGUACUGGGUAAUGCCGUGUGUAAGACAGCUAUAGAGAUACUUAUGGAGAUGGGUCUAUAUGACCAGCUCAUCAAGGACAACAAGGCUCAUGUUGUAAGUACUGGGUAAUGCCGUGUGUAAGACAGCCAUAGAGAUACUUAUGGAGAUGGGUCUAUAUGACCAGCUCAUCAAGGACAACAAGGCUCAUGUUGUAAGUACUGGGUAAUGCCGUGUGUAAGACAGCCAUAGAGAUACUUAUGGAGAUGGGUCUAUAUGACCAGCUCAUCAAGGACAACAAGGCUCAUGUUGUAAGUACUGGGUAAUGCCGUGUGUAAGACAGCCAUAGAGAUACUUAUGGAGAUGGGUCUAUAUGACCAGCUCAUCAAGGACAACAAGGCUCAUGUUGUAAGUACUGGGUAAUGCCGUGUGUAAGACAGCCAUAGAGAUACUUAUGGAGAUGGGUCUAUAUGACCAGCUCAUCAAGGACAACAAGGCUCAUGUUGUAAGUACUGGGUAAUGCCGUGUGUAAGACAGCCAUAGAGAUACUUAUGGAGAUGGGUCUAUAUGACCAGCUCAUCAAGGACAACAAGGCUCAUGUUGUAAGUACUGGGUAAUGCCGUGUGUAAGACAGCCAUAGAGAUACUUAUGGAGAUGGGUCUAUAUGACCAGCUCAUCAAGGACAACAAGGCUCAUGUUGUAAGUACUGGGUAAUGCCGUGUGUAAGACAGCCAUAGAGAUACUUAUGGAGAUGGGUCUAUAUGACCAGCUCAUCAAGGACAACAAGGCUCAUGUUGUAAGUACUGGGUAAUGCCGUGUGUAAGACAGCCAUAGAGAUACUUAUGGAGAUGGGUCUAUAUGACCAGCUCAUCAAGGACAACAAGGCUCAUGUUGUAAGUACUGGGUAAUGCCGUGUGUAAGACAGCCAUAGAGAUACUUAUGGAGAUGGGUCUAUAUGACCAGCUCAUCAAGGACAACAAGGCUCAUGUUGUAAGUACUGGGUAAUGCCGUGUGUAAGACAGCCAUAGAGAUACUUAUGGAGAUGGGUCUAUAUGACCAGCUCAUCAAGGACAACAAGGCUCAUGUUGUAAGUACUGGGUAAUGCCGUGUGUAAGACAGCUAUAGAGAUACUUAUGGAGAUGGGUCUAUAUGACCAGCUCAUCAAGGACAACAAGGCUCAUGUUGUAAGUACUGGGUAAUGCCGUGUGUAAGACAGCCAUAGAGAUACUUAUGGAGAUGGGUCUAUAUGACCAGCUCAUCAAGGACAACAAGGCUCAUGUUGUAAGUACUGGGUAAUGCCGUGUGUAAGACAGCCAUAGAGAUACUUAUGGAGAUGGGUCUAUAUGACCAGCUCAUCAAGGACAACAAGGCUCAUGUUGCAGACAGUGGAGGGCUGUGUAGCCCUGGGGGCCUGAGUUACAUUGGACGUAGUAAGGAAGGUCUAGGAGACAUACCUGCUGCCAUUGCCUGUAAACGAAUACACCUGGAUGAGGCUAUCGCCAAGGCAGCUAGAAGGAUAGGAGCAGACCUAAGGGAAGAAUGGCCUGUGGCUGAUGCUAAAUUUGACAAGGAAGCUGGACUGUGGACAAUUUAUCAAGGAAGCAGCUCAGUCACAUUUAAAUCAAGGGUUUUAGUCUGUGCAGACGGUGCCCCUUCUCGCCUCGGGACACAGCUGGGUCUCAUCACGAGGCCCCCGGACAGUAACUGUUCACGUGCCUAUGUGGAGGGAGGUACUCACAAGUUCAAAGCUGACGGUGUUGUUUUCUACAACAAAGGAAUGCUUCCAGGUUAUUCUGCAUUGUUCCGUCACCCUAAUGAUGUCCUGAAUUACUGCGUGUACAUCAUACCUGGGAACCCCAAGGUCACUCCUGAUGACCUUUCUUAUUGGCAUGACAACCUGAUGAAGAAUGACCCGAACAUCAGCAGGGCACUGGGAGAUAACUUUAAGAUUGAGAGGAUGAAAGCUGCCAGCCUGAGACUUGGAGGGGAGAAGGUGACAUACAGUGACCAUGUCCUCAUUGUGGGUGACGCUGCUGGCAUGAUUGAUCCAAUGACAGGGGAGGGAAUUCACCAUGCAAUGGAGGGCGGUAAAAUAGCUGCCAUGUUUUUAGAUGAAACUUUGAAUAAUGGCAGCUUUGGCAAGGAAGUAAUGAAGAUUUAUCAUCACAAGUGGAUGAACAAGUUUGGUUUUGACUUUCGGUGGUCCAUGGCGUUCUGUCAGCUGACAUACCGCUUCCCCAUACUGUUGGAUGCAGCCACAGCAGCUGUGAUGCGUAAGGGAGAUAAGUUCCUGUUGAAGUGGACAGACAUCAUGACAGGUCGAGCACCAAAGAUUCAUAUGCUGAAGCCUGAAUUUACUCUCACUAUAACCUUUGAACUCAUUCGGCUCUGUGUCCUUAGAUUGUUUGGGAAGUCUAUUGGAAAUCAGAAGAAAUCAGAGUAAAACAUUCCAGGGAUAUUCUUGUAUAAUUUUAUAUAUUUAUUAUUUUGUUUGCUGUGAAAUUAACCGGAUCUCCAAUUCAUUCCCAUAGUAUAUACUUUUCAGGGAAACAAACUUUAGUUAAGUUUGUUUCAUGGAAAGCUUAUCAAAUGGGAACAAGUUUGUGACUCUUUUUAUCAUAUACACAUCCAUAGACAGGAAAAAAUCAAAGGAAAACAUCAACAGUUUUGUCUUUGCCAUGACUUUUUGAUGGCUUCAUUUUAUUCUAUGUGAUGUCCCUUUUGGUGAUGUUAUUAGUAUUACAUAUCAGGAAUGUUUGGGCUGGUUUUAUUACAUAUCGUCCGUAACGUAAGAUCAUUAUAGAUCCAGAGGCAGAGUAAUGUUAGGCUCAGGUAGGCAUGUACCUGGUACCCGUUCAUAAUUGUGUCCACUGUGCUUAUUUUUGCCCUCUGUGGUCUGAGUUUGGUCACAGGUGGAGACAGACUUAUAAGUUCUGUCAAGUUGUUGAUCAUUUAUAUAUAUUUGUUGACCUCCAAUUUUACUCAGUACCCUGAGAUCUAUCAUAGUGUGACAUUUAAGUAGUAUCUGUGCCAUCCUUAAAGUGCUAUACAGUUUGAUGAUACUCAUAAUGUUAUGACAUUUAUUUCCAGUAUUUAUUAUUAUUUUUAUUAACAUCCAUCAAAAUGGAGAGUGUUGAGAUCUGUUAAGAUUCCAUUCAAACAAGUGCCAAAUUAGGAGAUUCAGAAAAAUUACAUAUAUUAGAUUUUCCAUACAUUUGAUGAAUUACCAUGAACAAUUACAAUCAGCAUGCAUGUACAGUGUAUAUAGUUGCUUUCUUAUGAAUGAUACAUCAAUUUGCAAAAUGUGGAAAAGAUAACAUACCAUAUGUCUUUUUGCAUCAAAAUAUUGUAACAUUACACUAAAUGUCUCAAUGAUGUUGAUUUAUUAUGCUCAAUGAUAGAUUCUAUGCAAUGUAGUUUCAGAUUGACAAACACUGUAUACACAAAUGUACUGAUUUAUUUAUGAAUCUAUUGAUAGCAACAUUUAAUAUUUUUUCCAUAAUAUUGAGUUGAAUUUUACUUUACAUGUUCAAUGUAUAAUGCUAUUUUCAAUUUAAAUUGUAAAAUUAAUAUUUAACAUAAUUGCAUGAUUUUGUCAUAUUGUACAAAUAAUUAUUAAUUAAAAAACGAAUCCAAUCUAUCAGUUUUUUGAUAUCCUACAUACCUCAUGUGUGUCCCUCAAUUACUUAUUAUCAAGUUUUGUUGUCCUUCAAUGUCGUAAUAUCAUUAUUACUAACUCAAGUGUAGUGUGAUGCCUCAAUUCCUUUAUAAUUUUUUCAUAGCUCAUGUUUAGUUCCUCAUUUCUGCAAUGGCUUAUACAAUUAUAUAAUUACCUUUUAUAGUUAAAGUAAAGUCCCUCAAUCUAACUUCCUGUCUACCUCAAGUGUAGUCCCCGAAUUCUUCAAUAUCUUAUAAUUACCUUUUUAAGUUCAGUUAAGUCCUUUAAUCUAAUUUCCUACCUAUCUCGAAUGCAUUCCCUCAAUUCUAUAAAACCACUUUUUUCAUAGCUCAAGUAUAGUCCAUAAAAUCUGUAAUAUCUUACUUUUUUUAGUUCAAGUAUAUAGUCCCUUAAUCUAAUUCCCUACCUACUUCCAGAGUAGUCCUACAAUUCUAUAAAAUCCGAUUUUUCAUAGCUCAAGUAUAGUCCCUCAAUUCUGUAAUAUCUUACAUUUUAUAGUUCAAGUAUAGUCCCUCAAUUCUGUAAUAUCUUACCUUUUAUAGUUCAGUUAUAUAGACCCUCAAAGUAAUGUCCUACCUAUCUCGAUUGUAGUUCCUCAAUUCUAUAAAAUCUCAUCUUUCACAGACCCUCAAUUGGCUCAAAUUUAGUCCCUCAUUUCUGCUAUUUCUUAAAAAUUUCAUAAAUUCAGAUUACCCCUAAUUCUGUAAUAAUUUACCUUUCAUAGGACCAGUUUAGUCCUCUAUUUUUGUAGUAUGCUACCUGCGUUACCUACUGUAAUGCUGUUAAUGCGUUAACACCCUACCUUUUAUAGCGCAAGUAUAAUUCCCAAAUUCUAUAAUAUUUACCGUACCAUCUAUUCCGUCUUUGCGUAUUGCAGAGUUAUCCUCUCUUGAG
Mizuhopecten yessoensis (Yesso scallop) is the source of this 4931-nucleotide messenger RNA. Its product is annotated as conditioned medium factor receptor 1-like. Gene Ontology annotation, molecular function: oxidoreductase activity, acting on the CH-CH group of donors, NAD or NADP as acceptor; FAD binding. NCBI's taxonomy places the organism in Eukaryota, Metazoa, Mollusca, Bivalvia, Pectinida, Pectinidae. The transcript has 9 exons. Bases 1686 to 2801 code for a protein of 371 amino acids. The record is from RefSeq and is a predicted model, not a curated record.